AUGGCAGUUGCUUAUUUGAAUCUUGGGCGCUACGUUUUUGCCUUCAUCUCGUUGGCCCUAGCCGUCGUUGCUCCAUCGGUUCAAGCACACGUCGCGGUCUUCGAUGAAUACUGGACGCAGCGUCAAACCGAGGCGUUGCGACGAACUUUGGAAGCUUAUGAACCAGACCCAUUUAAUGUCACGGACCACUUCAACUACCAUGCCGCAUUAGCAAUGGAGACGACAGAGGCAGUCAACGGAACAAGGAGGGAUCUCCGACAGGUCGGGAGCGGUCGGAAAACACUGAAACGUGGUGGAAGGUAUCAAUCCCUUAACGCGAUCGAUAAAUGCUGGCGUGGGGACAAAAACUGGGAUAAAAACCGGAAAAAGCUUGCGGAUUGCGUCCUCGGAUUUGGCCGGAAAACAACCGGAGGCAAAGCUGGACCGAUCUACGAAGUUACAGACGCAUCCGACAACGAUCUCGUGAACCCGAGACCGGGGACCCUAAGGCACGCCGUGACACGAGACAGACCUCUCUGGAUCGUAUUCGCUAGGAGCAUGGUCAUAAAACUGCAACAAGAACUGAUCAUAACGAAUGAUAAAACCAUCGACGGUCGCGGAGUGAAUGUUCAUAUAACAGGAGGUGCAGGUCUAACGUUACAGUUCGUGAAGAAUGUGAUCAUACACAAUAUUCAUAUGAAAUUUAUUAAAAAGAGACUUGGUGGGUUGAUAAGAGACUCUGAAAAUCAUCUUGGGCUUCGGACAGAGAGUGAUGGUGAUGGGAUUAAUAUCUUUGGAGCCACGAAUAUUUGGAUCGAUCAUGUCUCCAUGAGGAAUUGUUCAGAUGGUAUGAUCGAUGCGGUCAUGGGAUCGACCGCGAUUACUAUCUCCAAUUCCCAUUUCACUGACCAUGAAGAGGUGAUGCUAUUUGGGGCUAGAAAUGAGGAUGUGAUCGACAAGAAAAUGCAGAUAACGGUUGCGUUUAACCACUUCGGUAAAAGAUUGCACCAAAGAAUGCCCAGGGUCAGAUAUGGCACGGUCCAUGUAGUGAACAAUGACUACACUCACUGGCAAAUGUAUGCAAUUGGUGGAAACAGGAACCCUACCAUUAUAAGUCAAGGAAAUCGUUUCAUUGCUCCUCCUGAUGAAAACACGAAGCAGAUUACAAAGAGAGAGUAUACACCUUAUCCAGAAUGGAAAUCAUGGAACUGGAAAUCAGAGAGAGAUUACUUCUUGAACGGAGCUUACUUUGUGCAAUCGGGAAAGUCAAACGCGUGGAGCUCUGCACCGGAAAACCCAAUCCCUAGAAAGUUUACAAUCCGGCCUCAGCCAGGAACAAAGGUAAGAAGACUCACCAAAGAUGCUGGUACGCUUGGCUGCAAACCGGGCAAGUCCUGCUGA
This is a messenger RNA of Arabis nemorensis, 1380 nucleotides long. The record is from the annotation of a GenBank genome assembly. NCBI's taxonomy places the organism in Eukaryota, Viridiplantae, Streptophyta, Magnoliopsida, Brassicales, Brassicaceae.